Lucilia cuprina (Australian sheep blowfly) is the source of this 2245-nucleotide messenger RNA. RefSeq names its product phosphatase Herzog (gene hzg). The record is from RefSeq and is a predicted model, not a curated record. The transcript is spliced from 6 exons. NCBI's taxonomy places the organism in Eukaryota, Metazoa, Arthropoda, Insecta, Diptera, Calliphoridae. The coding region runs from base 1130 to 2140 and encodes 336 amino acids. Gene Ontology annotation, molecular function: RNA polymerase II CTD heptapeptide repeat phosphatase activity.
AGAAAAUUUAUUACGAACUGUUGCGCACACACCUUUUCAUAUAAAAAGCUGCAAUAUAUAUAAAGGCAAAAAAAUAAAAAAACACUGAAAAGUAAAUACGAUAAAAAUAUAUUGAAGAAAAAAAAGACAAGUCGCGCAAAGUGUACGUAUAGAAAAUAAAUGAAAUAAAAUCAUAAAAAUAAAAGCAAGAUAAGAAAAAACACAAUAAGCAAAGAAAACAAGCAACAAAAUUUAGUGAAUGAGCUCACACAUUAAGAAAAAAGUGGCAAAAAUAGCAAAACAAACAACAAAAAUGCAAUAGCUUAGGAAAAAAAGGAAUAAAAACGCCAGAAUUCAACACUAAUUAAAUAUCAAACACAAUUUUAUUAAGUAUUUCAAUAAAAUUUAAAGUGUUUUUUUAAAUUUUUCUUUUUGUUUAUUUACACAAUUUGCUUUGUUUAAAAAAAAGAAGAAAAAAAAAAACAACAACAAAAUUAAGAUUUAAAAACGAGUGCAAAGGAGUGAGCCGAAAAAAAGUAAUUGAGUAUGUUUGCUUAAAGAAAAAGUGCAUUACUGUUAAAAAGAAGAAGAAGAAUUUGACAACACUCACACUCAACCACACACGGCAAAAAAUUACGAGUCAUCAAUUAAAAUUUGUGUUUCCUUAAGUUUUUUUUUGUGUUAAAUUAGAAUAUUUUAUUCUAUUUUUCUAUAGUUUUCUUUAAAUUAAUAACAAAUUAUAUCUACAACAUCCAAACCGUGCAAUAUAUAUAAAAGAAAAACAAAUAAUUUGUUCAAAAAGAAAUUACAAUAAAAAUCUUUUAAUCACAUCAUACCGCCCAGUGUUUUUUUUUUAUUUUACAAAAUUAUUUUACUUCGAUUUUACACAAAAAUUCAAAAUUAUUAAAAAAAAUAUUUCUCUAAAAAGAAAUAUAUUUUCUAAAAAUAUAUAUAAAAAAUAAAAUAUAUUACGAAUUAAAGUGCAUUUUAAGGUGAAAUUUAUUUAAAUAUAAAAUCUACAUUAUAUUUAAAAUAUUUUCUUUAGAAAAAAAAGAAAAAAAUUCUUAUAAAAAUUAACGUGUUUUUGGAUAAAAAAAAUCAAUUUUUUUAAUUAAUUUUAACCAACAACUGUUCUACAAUUUAUGCUUAAAUGGAUGCAACAUCUAUAAUAACACAAGUCGCCCGCGAUGAUGAACAAUUAAAUGUUUAUCCCAAUGAAAAAGAUGACGUGGAACGUUUAAAACCACAAAAACGCGGUUUCUUUCAAUCAAUUUUAUGCUGUUGGCGGCGUAAUCGUACAAAAACAAAUCAAAAUGGCACACCCAUUGAUGGUUCAACAACACCGCCACCAUUACCGGACCAACAAAGGUACCUACUACCUCAGGUUAGGCAUUCGGAUAUGCACAAAAAAUGUAUGGUUAUCGAUUUGGAUGAAACAUUAGUGCACAGUAGUUUUAAGCCAAUUCCAAAUGCUGAUUUUAUUGUACCAGUUGAAAUUGAUGGCACCAUUCAUCAGGUGUACGUUUUAAAACGGCCCUAUGUUGAUGAAUUCCUUCGAAAGAUGGGCGAAUUAUAUGAAUGUGUAUUAUUUACAGCAUCACUAGCCAAAUAUGCAGAUCCUGUUGCCGAUCUGUUAGAUAAAUGGAAUGUUUUUCGUGCAAGACUGUUUAGGGAAUCAUGCGUUUAUUACAGGGGUAAUUAUAUUAAGGAUUUAAAUCGUCUUGGACGCGAUUUACAAAAAAUUGUUAUUGUUGAUAAUUCACCAGCUAGUUAUAUAUUUCAUCCAGACAAUGCGGUUCCUGUGAAAUCAUGGUUUGAUGAUGCCAGUGAUUGUGAGCUAUUGGAACUAAUACCUUUGUUUGAGAAAUUGAGCAAAGUCGAUUCUGUAUAUAGUGUUUUGUGCAAUUCAAAUAAUCCCUUAAACAAUCACAAUCAACAACAACAGCAGCAGCAACAACAAACACAGAACCAACAGCAACUGCAGCCAACACCACAACAUCAACAACAGCAGCAGCAACAACAGACUAUAACAGCAACAACUAUUAUAACUCAAGCUUCAACAUUAUCCACACCAACAAUAUUAACGUCACAGCAACAGCAGCAGCAACAACAACAACCAGGAAGUCCGCCCAAUACAAAUGAUUUAAACAAUAAAACGUAACAUCAGUGGGAAUUAAUGUUUAUAAAUAUUUAAUUUUCAAUAAUUAAAAGAAUAAAAAAAAACCCACUUUUAUCUUUUUUGUUUAAAAAAAAAUUAAAAAAAAAC